Messenger RNA from Pelobates cultripes (western spadefoot toad), 4978 nucleotides. NCBI's taxonomy places the organism in Eukaryota, Metazoa, Chordata, Amphibia, Anura, Pelobatidae. The record is from the annotation of a GenBank genome assembly.
AUGGAUACACCAGGUAAGUGAUCCUUGUGUUUUGGAAGCUCAUUCUGCAGGGUUGUAUAUACAGAGCAUUAGUAGGGAGUAUCUCACUUUAUAGCUGAUUAAUUAUGUGAUGGUCUUAAAAGUUCUUCACUGACUGUUACUGUUUGACAGAACUUAUCUGAUCUUAAAAGGGAAAUUAUAGUCACCAGAAUCACUACCACUUAAGGCAGUAGUUCUGGUGAUGAAACCUACAGGCUUUGCAAUGUAAAUACAAUGUAUUUCUCUUUUACACUCUAGUACCACCUCGAGGGGCUUUCUGUGUUUACCUUCAGUCUCAACACUCUGCAUGGUGAUAGAGGUGUUACUCUAGUACCCAAACACCUGGGUUUAAAACCUAACCUUGCACCCUGUUUUUCAAAUCAGGGCCAGAUCCAAGUAUAGAAAACUGAGCUGCCAAAUGUGCACAGGGAGUGCUACAUACAGUUUAAAUGGCCUUAAUGUUGGUAUUGACAAAGUGGAAACACUGUAUUCUUGUUGGUGCUUCAAAUAAACUAUAUAUAGAACUCUCUACGUAAAAUUGGCAUCUAGUUACUCUUCCUUGGUUUCUUUGCUUUCAAUCUGAGGCGAUACUAAUUGAUUCAGUGUUUGUGCAAUGCAUACACACUAACCUCCUAAAUGAUUUCCUAUGGGGGGAUCAUUGGAUGGGUUGAGAUCAUCGAAACUGAUAACAUCCACAUACUGGUAUGGGAGAAAAGGCGAGUAAAAUCACCUUGUUAGUGAGGCAAGCAUUAGAAUCAGUAAUCCAUGUUUCUAUUUCUUACACUAGUGUUCCUUUAAAUAAACUCUCUGGAUUAAAAAUGUCUAACUCAAAAUUUUACCUCAGCUGACCUGGUGACACACUUUCCUGUUUGGCUAUAUACAUUUAAAAUUGUGCCUAAUGCUGCUGGUAGGGUAGCACAUUUAAAAACCCAGGACAGUGGGACAACCUUAAUACUGCAUACCUCCCAAAUGUCCCUACAUUGCAUAAAUUGUUAGGAAGUCUCCUAAAACAUCUCGCAACAGGCCAGCUCCUGGCCACACUGACAUCUCUAAAACGAAUGUGUCCUUCUUGGUUUAUUUGAAAUCUUUGAAGAUAAAAAAAAAAAAACAAAAAAAAAAAACCCUGUAAUGUAGACCAAAAUAAAUGGCUCCUGUUUGGAGCUCUGUGUUCUGGAAGGGUUGUUUCCUGUGCUGCUGGGGUUUUAUUGAACCAACUUAAACCUUCAAUAUUUUGGCUUACGGCUUAAAUCCCUUGCAGUUGUAGUUUCAUAUUGUGUUGUGGACUACCAAUAGUGGCUAUAACCUCUUCCUAUUGACUUCCAGAUACCCUCCUGUUUGCUGUGAAGGAUUAUGUUGCCAGAGCUGGAUUACCACCCAAGAAUCUUCUGGAUAAUUUUGAUGCCAGAUCUAGCAUUGUAGGGAAGCUGAAUAAUGUCAGUAAGAUUGCCUUUAACCCAGAAGGGGUGCUGUUUGCUGUGUGUGGUAAAGAACUCUUCAUGGGAGCUAUGCCUUCAGAUCCAAACCUGGACUUUUUCUCUACUGCCAAGAGAGUGGGCAAAACUGACUGGGAAGGGUUUAAAUUCAUCAUCUUUGAUCCAAAUGGCCUUCUGUAUGCAUCUACCAAGAAUGGGGAGUUCUACAAGGGUCCAGCACCAAGCAAUGAAAACGUGUCCUGGCUUUAUGGCCAAGCCACCAAAAUAGGAACCGGCGGCUGGCAUGAAUUUGAUGCCCUUUUCUUUGACCCUAAAGGCAUCCUGUAUGCAGUGACCAGUGACGACAAGCUUGUGAUGAGAAGCCCUCCAACCAAACCAGACGAUAACUGGCUAGCCUCCAGCACAACCAUUGGAAAAGGAGGCUGGCGCAUUCUGACCCAUUUCAUGGCUUUCACCCUAGAGUCGGACCUGUGGUGCGUGGAUUCAAAGAAUGGCAACAUCUAUAAAGGACCAGCACCGACCAAGGCUGAUACCAACUAUAUUGAAAAGGCAGAGAAACUGGGCUGGGGUUACAAUGUCUACCCCCUCCUUUCCUUCACCAUUGAUAAAACCAUCCAGAGUAUUGUAAGCUUUGAAUUCCUGCCAGAUUCAGGGAAAAUCCUAUCCCAAGGCACAGAGGUGGUGCAGACCCAGAUCUAUAACAACAAGAGCAGCACUCCAUUAAAGCACACCUUCUCGUAAGUAAUGGAAACCUCAAUCUCAUCCACUCAGGGAUCCCAAUUUCAACUUGCCAAUGGCGAGUGACCACUUCAGCUGUGGCAAGCAGAAAUUCACCCUCAGUGUUCCAUGGAUCCUUCAGGCUUGCAGUAGUCACUCACUUCUAGGCCUGACUAAUGGAAUAGGACUUUAGCUCUGCAGGUACUUCUACCAAUUGGCAAGAUUACAUAGUACUUUGAAUACUAAAAGGUUGGUGGUCUCUCUACAUUAAAAUCCUUCAUAAGUUACAUGAUUCUAUACUGGCUGAAUAGAGCAUGGUGUCUGUUUUACCAAGGUUGAGGAAUGCCUUGUUUACAAUCCUAGGGCUACUUAUUGGCAGACAGUGCUCUUUUUUUUAUUUAUAAUGCCUGUUGGUGCUUGUGACUUCUAUGCAAAACAAAGGUUUAGGUGGUCCAAGAAAGGAAAGAUUAAUCAAACUAGAUGACAAGCGGCAACAGUUUGACCUUUAAGGUCUUUCUCUGAAUUGGAAGUUUGCAGGAUAGAUUUGGGAAUAUAAUUGCCAUUAGAUGUGCUCUGAGGUUGUUCUGUUGAACAAUUGUGUGUUCUGGAUAUACUGCUCUUACAUUGGUCAUAGUCUUCAACACUGCUGCCAGUCCUCCUUAAUGAGUGAGCUUCACUUAUGUGAUGCUUUUUAAUUGCACUCAUUUUGUGAUUGUGCUUCUAAAAUGAUGGGGUGUAUCCCUUAUUUGCUAGUUUGAGGAAGACCUUUUAAAGGUUGAAACAUUGCUGCUGAUCUGGUUUAAUUAAACUUUCCCUUUAUUUUUGGACCAUGGAGUGCCUAAACCUAUGUCUUUGCAUACGGUAUCUGGGAUCUAGUGCUGGCCCCUGGUUUAGUUGCACCCUGGCCCAGAGUUAUGGGAUUGAGUGCAGUUCUGAUUCUACUCAGAAAAUGUCCCUUUUCCAGUCUUAAAAUAGUUGCCAGCUUCUGCUACAGAAAGCCAGUCACUAAUGGCUACUAGACUCUAGUUGGCGACUGGUUUGUUAUCCUAUUACUCGUUGCUGGCUGCUUCUAGUCAGGCAGAAGGGGCAUUAACCCUUCCUAUUGAACAAGUCUUGUUCCAGUCCCUGACAAAGGGUGAAGUUGCAUUCUCAGGUGUUUCUGUGCUUUACCAGCAAACCACAACUGUCAGUCUGGGAACUUGUAGUUGCUAGAAGCUACUGGUUGCUAAUGCUUGUCUUAGGUGAGCAUGUCUUUUGCACAGGUUUUCCUCACACUUCACUUCUGGAUGGAACUGUCUGGAAAGAAUUGACUUGUAAUGGCAAAUAUUAGAAUACCUCCAGGAAAACUGUCCAGGUGUCUGGUCUCAGACUACAUCUUUGUUCUGUUUGACCUGACUAUUCUUGGUGUCCUACCAUGCACAACGUUCAUUGGAUUAUUUUUUUUAUUUUUUUUUUGUUGGUCACAUCCCAGUUCUUGACAAAGACCUCUUGUUGGGUUGGAACGUUUGUCCUUUGUUUCCAAGAGUUGGGAUCCUAUGCAACCUUGCAGGCUGAGUUUCUGCAAGAAUAAGAUCACAAUAUCCUCCUUCCAACACAUUGUGCUCCCUCCCAUUACCCAGGGUAUGUAUGUCAUAGUAUCCAGUAGGGCAUUCCCUUUCUCCCCCCCACCAAUAAAGAGUUGGAGGCAAACAUGACAUAAUUUUCCAAUUCUCCUAGGAAAGGGUGGUCAAAAAUCCAGUGACUAGCUUAAUAUCCUUUCUGGAUUGUCUCAGGCUAUUCUCCUUCUCUCUCAAUAUAUUAAUGUGAAGGGUUUGUCUUUCUAGCUUCUCCAAGACCAUAACUGAGAGCAGCACUUUCAGCCAGGAACAUGGAUUCACAGUGGCUGUUGGUGCAGAGAUGUCCUUCAAAGCUGGAGUCCCAUUCAUAGGAGAAAUGGAGACCAAGAUUUCCAUCAAUGUGAGCACAACUCAUACCUGGAAUUUCGCCAAGACCAAUGAAAUCCAGGUAAGGGUGGAUUAAAUAAUGGUGGUGGCAAGGUAUCAAUAUGUAUGUUCAGAUUUGGUAUAGUUUGUUUUAGAAGAUGCUUUUGCGUUAUUGGAGGGGAAGCAACAAGCAUGGUAUGUGUCCUGGCUCUAUGUGUAACUAAGUAGCUAAUACCUAAUACAAGUCUCUGGUUCCUUGACGCUCAUCUCGGACAAAAGGGACUAUUUGUAAAUUGAGAAAGGGCUGCGUCCCAAAACAGUCCUAUUUUAUUUUUACUCCCACAUUAAAUGCUAUGGUAGCACACUAGCACCAUAUAUUAAGCUUUGCACAUCUACAGAUACACAGCCACAGAUAUCCUUUGUUAUAUUGGAGCAGCUGUAACAAGCACCCAUAACAAGAACAGAGCUUAAGCCUUCCUGGCCAGUAUGUACACUAUUGCCCAACCUCUACUUACAAGAGGUCAAACAAUAGAAAUAGCCUAAAGCUGCAUCAUGCUUUUUGACCCUUCUCUCAACCAGUUAAUUUGUGCAAUAAAUGGAUAUUCUGUACAGGUAACAUGUUCUUGACUAUUCAUGAUGAAAUAUUGCUCCUGCUAGUAUCUAACCAUCUGACUUCUUCUGCAGACAACCUUCUCCUCCAGCACAGAUGUGGAGGUACCAGGAGGGCAUUCAAUACGUAUGGUCGCAUCUGUGACCAAGGGAGAAAUGGAUGUACCGUUCCGUGCCAAGAUCCGCACCUUGUUUGGCUAUGAGACCAUGAUACAGGGAAUGUGGAAAGGGGUCAGUCACUAUAACUUGAUGGUCACCCAGGAAGACUACAAACCAUGA